UGUCAAAUACACAUAUAGAAAUAUCGAUAGAAAUUCAAUACCUAAUCAAGACUAAAUUUAGAAUCCAACUAAAAAGAAAAUAGGAUGAGAAAAAAAAGGUGGGAUUUAAGUAUUCAAAGCAUCAACAGAGCUGUGGCUUCCCUCCAAGGCAAAAGAAGAAAGCAACCAACAUCAUCUUCAUCAUAGUAUAGUAUAUUUGAAAAGUAAAGAAUAAGCACUUUAUUCAAAAUCCAUCAGAUUCAAGCAAGUUAUUACAGUGAUUUUAUAUUGAGCAAAAGCAUGGCUUUGCUUGUUACCCCCUGCUUUCUCCCUUCCUAUAACAGCCUUUGUCCUAAGCCAAUUCAAUUCAACUUUCAAAUCAACUUCAAAUCAAUGCCAAUGGGGUUAGAUUUUGAGCUAAAGAUCAGCCCAAGCUCCUCCUUCUCAAACUUUGAGCUCCAAUUGGCCAGAGGAACUCCCAGUCCUUUCUGGUCUAAUGAAACCAAUUCCAUGUUCAUUCUCACUGCCAAACUCACAGGUUUUUCAAGAGAAGACAUUGGGAUAACUAUUAAUGGAACCGGUACUCGGAUCGAGAUCGGUUGGGGGCAACCUGUUCAGAGAAUGGAGAUUACGAGAUGGAUGUACAAGAAAGAAACAGAGACGAGGAGGUUCAAGAAGAUCUUUCGGAUUCCGGAUGGGGUGGUUUUGGACGAGAUCAAGGCGACGUAUAAUGACGAAGAAUCGAUCUUGAAGAUUGUGAUGCCCAAAUUGGUGGAUGGGAUCCUCGGGGUAGGGAUUGAAGAGGUGAAGGAGCAAGACGUUGGCGAAGAUGCAUUGGAAUCUCAGGAUUCUGAAGCUGAGGAGAUUCCUGAAGUAACUGAAGGGUUUGAAACUGGCAGAGAGACCAAAUUCGUAGAAGAUGCUGCUAAUGGAGUAUUUGAAGGAGCAAAUGCCACGCCUGAGCCAUCUCCUAAGAGAGAAUAUCUUGCAGAAACAACGCAAGAAGAGACCGAGAAGCUGAAGGGCGACGAGAUGGAACAUAUUGAUGGAGUUUCCAAUCACUACUCUGAAAGUGAAAAAUCAGAGAAACUAACAACGGAAAUUGCCGAGGCCCCCAAAAGAUGGGACAACGGAGGGAUAGUUGACAGCGAAAUCAUCAUCCCCAAGGUUAGAAGUGUGAAAGGAAUAGAAUUGGAUGAAGGAACAUCGAAAGGAACAGCCAAUCAUCAAAAGGAAAAGGGAGAGCCCAAUUCUGAAGCACAUAAUGGCAGUAUAGCAACCAUGACAAAUAAACAACCAGAUAUCAAAAUACAAUCACAAGCUGCAGUUGAUAGAGACACAAAAGUACCAGACAAACCAGAGCUUUCGCAGCCAAAUGGAAAGAUUCAAGCAGAACAUAAAAUUGUUGAGCAACAGGGGAAUAAGGAAACAUAUAGAAGUGCCUGGGAAUCGAAAGAAUUUGAAACCAAUAACGAACCUGAAUAUAUAGCAAGUCCGUAUUUGCAAAGCCCUGAACACGAGCAUGAAGAAAAAGGAGUUAAUCAGCAAGGAAAAAGUUUUCAAACACAAGAUGAAAUCAAAGAAGCAAGAGAAGAAAGCGGGUCACCGCAGAGAGAGAAACAUGAACAAUCCACAAAAGAGGCAAAACAAGAGAAAAUUCAAGAUUCAAAACAGUUUAAGAUGCGUACUCCAAUCAUCAUUGCAGGGUCAGCUCUACUUGCAUCCCUUGCAAUUGUAGUGUUUAACUUUGUGAGAAGUAAGAAACGUGAGAAAAAUAUGAGAGGCUAAAAAUGCUGAAGCAGCAGCAGA
This is a messenger RNA of Momordica charantia (bitter melon), 1788 nucleotides long. RefSeq lists its product as uncharacterized. The record is from RefSeq and is a predicted model, not a curated record. NCBI's taxonomy places the organism in Eukaryota, Viridiplantae, Streptophyta, Magnoliopsida, Cucurbitales, Cucurbitaceae.